UAGUUAGGAAGCAGUACAGCGACGUUAAGUUAGCUCAUUUAUCCGAUGAUUUAACCAUAUUUCGCCAACAAUGUCUAAAAGGACAGAAAAGGAGAAAAAGGGGAAAGCAAAUACUAAGGAAGAGACCUCGAAAAAUACAGGACCAACUCCAAAUGAAAAAUUGCCUGUUGAGAUCUUUGAUGAAUAUCAGUGCUCGGGCAAUGUGGAGAUUGACUUUGCUGGACUUUGUGCUCUUCUGGACAUAAAGGAUAUCCCCGCUGUCAUCACCAAGCAACCAGCCUCCUCCACUUCUGAAACUGAAGGAGAGCAUACAGGUCAUGGCCAGUCACAGACAAAUGCUGCGCCUUCCUGGUGGUCAAAGCGAUGCCUCCAAGUAGAGCUGGAGAAUGAAGACCCCCUCAGCGCCAAGCACCUGAAGAUUUUCGGAUGGAAGGUAGAUGAACAGAUUGCCAGAGUGCUACACAAGAUGCUUCCCUCAUUGAACAAGCUACAGCACCUUCAGUUUUGGCAGGCGGGUCUGUCAGAUCGAAUGGUAAUCUCCCUCAUGAACACAAUAUCACUGUGCUCAAACCUCAGGACUGUGACACUGCAGGGCAACCCUCUUCCAGAGCAGAGCUACCACCUUCUUCUCUCUGAAGACAGUGUCCUCACUCACUUGUACCUGAAUAAUAACCGGAUAGGAGACGAGGGCGCUCGCCUAAUUGGGUUAGCUCUCUCUACAACCAGAUCUGCUAAUAAAAACCUGUUGGCACUCAAUCUGGCUUUUAAUUCUAUUGGCAAUGCAGGUGCUGCACAUAUUGCACAGGGCCUGCGGUUCAAUCAUUCUUUGCGCUUUCUCUCACUGUGCAACAAUCAGAUUGGAGACACGGGGGCUGCUCAUCUGGCUGCGAUACUUGGUGAGUUUGCUCUCACUCAUGAAGAAGUUGUGGAGAGGAGGAAGCUGCUUCUGAAAAGAACGCUCUCUGCUGAUGCUGACCAGCGUGCUGAUCAACUUCCCUUAGUAGCCAGCAGCAGUUCGCUGGGCAUCAGCAAAGGGGAGAUCAAAGACAAAAAACAGAAAGCACCCAAAAAGGACAAAGAUAACCCAGAGUCUAACAAGAAAAUCAACAGUGAAGACGGCCAGCAGGGGGGAAAAGAGAAGCAACUAUCUGCACAAGAGGAUAAAUCAAGUACUUCCUUGAAUGAGCAGGGACAGUCGGUGAAGAUAGUGAACCCCCUGCUGGACGAGCCGGUGCAGUACAGGGACGGUGAGCUUUUUCUGCCUGGAAACACGACUCUCGCCUCCCUCAACCUAGCAGGAAACAGGAUUACCGAGAAGUCACUGCCUCUUCUCUUGACGACAAUACAGGCGCAGGGUGAGGGUGGAACCUUGCUGCAUCUCUGUCUGCAGAGAAACCGCUUCCCUCCAGAGUGUGAGUGUUACGUAAAGAUAACAGAAGUGAUGGCACCCAGAUAUCCACUCAGAAAAAAACUCUGAGCAGAGAGGUUUCCUUGCUUUGCUGCAGUGAGGGGGUCGUAGCACAAAGACGGAAGUUUAUACAAAAAAAGACCAUGAAUUAUACUUUUUAUUUGUCUGUUGUCCCCAUCUGUAUGUAUGUCUGUACGUAUGUACAAAGCUGAGCAAGGUAAAUUAUAAAGGAUUUUUGGGGUUAGGGGGUUUUCCAUGCUUUACUACUGAUGUUAAUUGUUCAUAAAAUACAAGGAUUCUUUUUUAGAUACAAAUAUGUUCAUAUUUUUAGGUUCUUAAAGUUCCACUCUUGGUUUUAUUUAAGUGUAUAAACAUAUACUCCUAAAGAGUGUAUAGUCUCAUAAGUGGGAGUGUGAUAAUACAUUUUGUUAUUUGGAAUUGCCAUAAUAAACUUGGUGUGUGUAUCUUAAAGCCUUAAUAUUCUGUAUUAUUUCUUAUUUGCACUGAGCACAUUUACUCAGGUACUGUAUGAUGACAACUGUGAGGAAAUCCCUUGUUUGAUUUUUUCCAUUUUCUCAUCCUUGUUACUCCUACUGCACUAAGCUACAUUUCAGAUGCAAAUGUACUUUUUACUCAACUACAUUUUUAUGGUAACUUUGGUUACUAUGCAGAUUCAGAUUGAUAUACAAAGUAAAAUUAACAAAUAAGUUAUGAUGUAUUAUUACUGGUUAAAAUAGGGCUUCAUUAAUCCUGGGGGGAAUUCAAGCACCCAAAUUAGUUAAAAUAAGCUCCACCUUUACCAACUGCAACAUUAGAUUGUAAAAUAUAUUAAUGUGAAAGGGCCAUUUUACAUAAUGAGUACUUUUAUUUUUGAUACUUUAAGUAUAUUUUGAUGCUUAUGUACCUUUACUUCAGUAAAAUUUGAAUAAAGGACAUUUACAUGCGACAGAGUAUUUGUACACUGCCUUAUUAUUUGUGUAAAAAACAACAAAUAAACAAUAAAACAAACGAAAUCAGAGUACUUCUUCCACCCACCUCCCCACAUUGUCUACAGCUACGUUGGCCUCUACAAACUGCAGCGACAUGGCCAUAUUUCUGGCAUUUGAAACAUCUCAAGGGGGCCCUUGCAUAUGUCCUUACUGAAUACAUCAUGUAUCCUAGUGACACCCUGUUAGGCAGUUCUUCCUCUUUAAACUCCACAAGUACUGCAGUACUACUUCUCCCAUUCUCAGAUCCUCCCAAUCUCGUCACACUAAUGAUAUUUCCCCAUUUUAAGUUGUUUAACAACUCUUGCUCUGAGAUCUCCACUGACACAUUGUAAAUGACUCCCUUACAUCCAGCCCUGCUUUUUGGAGCAUACCCUUCAACCACUUUUCCCAUUCGGUUAUUUAUUUUCAAAGCUUUUGCUUGCAGUUCUGAGGAUUUGCAAACUAUCAUUAGUACUCCAUUAUUCAACGUGCUGGCGUGAAGAACAUCCCCUAUCUCUUUUUUUAAUGCUUUAGAUAACUUAAAGGGGCUAACUCCUCCAAAGCUACUAACCCCCCUUCAGUUUACAAAACACCUUGUAUGUUCUAUCAUCCUUCCCCUCCACUUUUCUUGCCUUCACCUGUUGGUUAUCCAUGUCACUGUCCUGCGAAUUAUAUCCUCUCACCUUCUCCCUCGCUUUCCUUUUCCUUAUGGUCUCCCACUCUUCCUCCUCCCCAGCCUCCAUUACCAGAGGUGGAAAGUAACUAAUUACAUUUACUCACGUUAUUGUAAUUGAGUAGUUUUUUUGUGUAAUUUAUAUUUUUUUCAGUAGUUUUUGAAAUCUGUAAUUUUACUUUUACUUAAGUAUAUUUUGACUCAAGUAUUGUACUUCGAUACAUUGGAGAUCACAUCCGCUACUGAGUAAAAAAAAUAAAAAAUUUCAGCAAACCAAAAAGGUGAAUCUCGGAAAUCUCACGUGGAAUUGACCCAGAACAAGCGUCCGGUGCCGGCGAGUUACUUGAGAGAGAGAUGGAGGAGGGUGGGAGUUGGUCAGAAAAAUGCGGCCCGAGCCGAGCUCUUGUGUGCUCACCUGUGUCUGUGUGUGUGUGUGUGCGCGCAUCGGGACCGAACUCCGCUGUGCGCAAUACAGAGAGCAGAGGAGGAUUGUAAAGGUGCGACCAUGUAGUGACAGAAAUGACAUGCCGUCAUGUGAACAAUAGGCUAGGCUAUAAGUCAUCACUUUAGAAGGUGAAACCUUUUACCGUAUAACACGAUAAAUAGUAUAUUGUUAUGUUAUUAGGCUGCGUCUGUCGCUCAAAAUAAUAUAACUUUAGUUUAUGAAGAGCUAAGACAAAAAAAAGAAAAAAUAAAUCAGCAGCAGCGGUCAUAUUUCAGCAGCGGAGCACCACUGCUGCUAGUUGCAUAUAGCCUAGGGGAAACAUUGUAAUGCCCAACAACAUUGCUCAAAAAGUUGCUCUGUGUAUCAUCAGUCUUAACAGUUGUGUUAGUGAGUCAUAAUGAAUGAGGGCUGCGCAACUGACAAUGCAACGAUUUUGUAUACUGCCAUAUGUAUUGCAAUAUACAGUGUAUUGCAAUGACUUGAAUAGCUCUAUUUGUAAAGAAGUCAUCAUUUGGGCUUUGG
Epinephelus moara (kelp grouper) is the source of this 4016-nucleotide messenger RNA. It is a transcript of the gene lrrc71, whose product is annotated as leucine rich repeat containing 71. Lineage: Eukaryota; Metazoa; Chordata; Actinopteri; Perciformes; Serranidae. The transcript has 17 exons. The coding region runs from base 71 to 1477 and encodes 468 amino acids. The record is from RefSeq and is a predicted model, not a curated record. Gene Ontology annotation, molecular function: protein binding.